Hydra vulgaris (swiftwater hydra) is the source of this 1354-nucleotide messenger RNA. RefSeq lists its product as uncharacterized. Gene Ontology annotation, molecular function: DNA binding. Lineage: Eukaryota; Metazoa; Cnidaria; Hydrozoa; Anthoathecata; Hydridae. Gene Ontology annotation, cellular component: nucleus. The record is from RefSeq and is a predicted model, not a curated record.
UUUCCUGGAUUUUGAAGACAUCAUUAACGAUAAAUAUUUAUGUUAUGUUUCCAUAUAUUUUUAUGUUUAUGGUUUUUAAUUAAUCAUUAUUGUCUUAUUUAAUUACUGAAGAAAUAUAAUUAGCAAAUGGUUAAGAGAACUAUAUAAAAUAAAGGUUUUCUCACACCUACUAGUGAUGGGGUGACUUGGGACAGGAGACUUGGGGUGAAAUGGGACACUUUUCAAUUUUAUCAGUUGUUUAAUUUGUUAUGUUUUAAUUUUUUCAAUCAAUUAUUUUUGUAAAAAAACAAGUUAGCAGAAAAUUAUGUUUAUGUUUAUGGCAAGAUUUCCAUGUUUACUUUAUGUUAAUAUGUUUUUUUUCUUAGAAAAAAAAAUAAUUCUAUAGAAUUUCUUUGAAACUUUAUCUUGGUUGUUAAAGACAUUUUUCACAAUGCCAAGAAAGUACAAACAAGUGACGAAUCGGUUAAAGCCUGAUGCUCAAACAAUAAAAGCUGCUGUGAUGGCUGUUGAAUCUGGUAGUUUAUCACUACGAGCAGCUGCACUGGAAUAUAAAAUUUUGAAAUCAAGUUUACAGCGGAAAAUAAAUGUUAAUAAAGAAACUUCUUACAAUGACUUAUACUUUGAUGAACAACAUAAAUAUAUUUUUAAUAAGGCCCAAGAAGAUGAACUUUAAACUUAUCUUCGUCAAGCAUCUGAUAUGCAUUAUGGACUUAUUGUUAGAGAAACAAAGCAACUUGCAUAUCAAUAUGCAAUUAAAAAUGACAUUAAAAUACCAGAAAACUGGAAAAAGAGUGAAACAGCUGAAACUGAAUGGUUUUAUUUAUUCUUAAAUUGUACAAAAUUAUCUAUUCGUAUGCCAGAAGCUACCAGCCUUAGUAGAAAAACUAGUUUCAAUCGCACCAAUGUAGAUACUUUCUUCAAAAACCUUGACAGUGUACAGAAGCGCUAUAAGUUUUCUGAUGAUUGUAUUUACAAUAUUGAUGAAACAGCUCUUUCAACUGUUCAUAAGCCAGCAAAGGUGGUUGCGGGUAAAGGAGUAAAGCAAGUAGGACAGGUAACUUCUGCUGAAAGGGGAACCCUAGUUACAAUGAUAGGUUGUAUAAAUGCUCUUGGAAAUUCUAUUCCACCGUUUUUGAUAUUUCCCUCUGUCCACUUUCGUAGCUGCAUGCUUAAAGGUGCACCAACAGGUACCAAAGGUGAUGCUAAUCCUAGUGGAUGGAUAAAUACAGAAAUAUUUUUGAAAUGGUUUGAUCAUUUUGUGCAGUAUGGACAUCCUAGCCAGUAUCAUCCAUUACUUUUAAUAAUGGACAACCACAAAAGUCAUAUAUCAAUUGAAUUUUCGCUCGCUUCAUAA